This is a messenger RNA of Plasmodium vinckei vinckei, 2814 nucleotides long. RefSeq names its product phosphatidylinositol 3- and 4-kinase, putative. The record is from RefSeq and is a predicted model, not a curated record. The transcript has 4 exons. Bases 1 to 2814 code for a protein of 937 amino acids. Lineage: Eukaryota; Apicomplexa; Aconoidasida; Haemosporida; Plasmodiidae.
AUGGGCAGCAAUAGCAUAGCCAUAUCACAGCAAAUGUAUUUUAGCACCCACAAUGCUUUACGGAUAAAUGAAGAAAAUGAUGUGAUUAGUACGUUAUUUUAUGAAAUAAAUGGGCAUAGGCAUAUAAGCCUAUUAAUAUUUCCUUUUUAUGAUGUACAGAUGCUAAAACGAUUACUUAUAAAAAAGCUAGAUUUACCAGAUAUAAAAGUUAAUGAUAUAUUAAUAUUUUAUAAAGGAAUUAAAUUACCAAACUAUAGAAUAAUAAGUACUUAUUUAGAUAAUACAAAUAGAGUAGAUAAUGUGAAAAAAAAAAAAAAAAAAAAAGUAAAUAAAUUAUAUUGGGCUAUAAAAGAUCCUAACCCUAAUGCAUCCAUAAGAGUAAUAGAUAAUAAAAGUUAUCCUCCAUUUUUUGAAAACAUUUUAAAUGAUAUUAAAUUAGCCUUUAAAAAAAAUAUAGCACCUAAAUUAACAAUGGAUGGAACUGGAGGAACGUACUUAUUAUUUAAUAGUAAAAAAAAAGUUUGUUCUGUUUUUAAACCUGCCGAUGAAGAAGCAUUUUCACCAUUUAAUCCACGAGGGUAUGAAGGCAAAAUAUAUCAAGAGGGUUUUAGAGCAGGUGUUUUAUCAGGUGAAGGAGCAAGUAGAGAAAUAGCAGCUUAUAUACUUGAUAAUACAUAUAAUAAUUUUAGUAAUGUUCCAUGCACAAUUAUGGUCGAAGCAUGUAAUCCUCAUUUUAAUAAUAAAAGUAAUCUUAAAUAUAUAUAUAAUGAAAAUACCUUAAAAUGGAAAUGUGGGUCACUACAAGAAUUUAUUGAUUCAAGAGAGAGUGUUGGCAAUUAUGAUCAUAAACAAUUUAGUAUUCGAGAUAUUCACAAAAUUGCUAUCUUAGAUAUACGUGUAAUGAAUUUAGAUAGAAAUGAUGGAAACAUAUUAGUAUCUCCAUUAAAGAGUUUAAAAGAUUGUUGUAAUCAGUUUCUUUAUCGAAAUAACAAGCGUUUUAGUACAAAUGAUGAAGAUAUCCUAAAACGAAUAAUAACAAUAGAUCAAAAACCGUCGAGGUAUAGUUUAAUCCCGAUUGAUCAUGGCUUAAUAAUGCCUCACAUUAUGGAUGUCGCAGAAAUUGACUUAGUUUGGUUCGAUUGGCCCCAAACAAAGAUACCAUUUGAUAAUGAAGUACUCGAAGUAAUUUUCGCAUUCGAUCCUGAUAAAGAUGCUGAUAAAAUAAGAAACAAAUUAUUAAUCAGAGAAGAUUGUAUACGAACUAUGAGGGUAUGUACAAGGUUACUUCAAAUUGGAGCUAGGAUGCAUCUAAAUUUGCAUGAGAUUGCAAAAAUAAGUACUCGAAAAAAUAUUGACGAAGAAUCUAUACUCGAGCAUCUGGUUCGGGAUUCAAUCAUUCAGGCAUACCAAAUGAUGGAUUACACCUCCUUAAUGAGCACAAACAGAUUAGGACAUAUUCUUGAUUUAGCUGAAAUAAAAAUAAAUAAAAAAAAAAAAAAUAAUAAAAAUAAAACAAUGGAACAGAUUGAUAAUAACAAAACAAAAGAUGAAAACUCAAAUGAUAUUAGAAAAAAUAAUAGUUUUCAAAAAGAAGAAAAUUAUGAAAUAAAUAAUAAUACUAGAUAUGCUAAAACUAAAUCAUUAGAUAUUAAAAAAAUAGAAAAUUCAUUUACUACAGUCAGUUUUAAAGAUAUAAAGGAACAUAAAUCAUCUUCAAGCUUUACACUAGUAAAUAAUGGUACUAAUGAAAAUGUAAAAAAGAGCUAUGAGGAAAAAUUUGAAAAAUAUAAUAUAAAUAUGAAUGAGCCAAAGGAAGGAGAAGGAAAUAGUACAUAUAAAAUGUUAUUACAACACCAAAGUGAUACUAAAGAAUUUGAUGAAAAAUAUAAUAAAUUUAUAAAUACAAAAAUGAAUAAUAUAUCAAGUAAAGAUAAUAUAGGAGGAGGAUAUUAUUCAUGGUCUAAAGAUAAUAGCAUAGAAAUACGAAGUAAUAGCAUAAAUGACCAAAUUAAGGAAAAAAAUAUUUCAGAAACAAAUUCUUUUAGUAAUAAAAGUGAAUAUACAUUUGUAACAGCAACAUCUAAUUCAAAGAAAGACGAUAAUGUUCAUAAAAGUUCUAAUGAUGUAGAACAAUAUAGUGAUGGUAGUGAAAAUUAUGUAAGAAAUUUGGGUGAAGAAAAUGCUACUAAAGUUGAAAAAAAAAUGAAAAAAAAAAAAAAAAAAAAAAAAAAAAUAAAAAAUGAUGAAAAACCGGAAAAUGACAAAUUUGAUAAGCUUGAUAAAAAAGAACCAUGUAAUAUUAGUGAUGACAAUGCAGAAAAUGAUAGAACUUCAAACCAUUCACAAAAUAAAGAUAAACAAAAUGAAAACAAACAAGAAAUUUGCCAAAACAAAACAGAAGGAAAACAAAAAAAUCAACAAGACAUAGAUGCUUACGAAGAUGAUGAUGAAGAAGAAGAGGAGGAAGAAGAAGAAGAAGAAGAAGAAGAAGAGGAAGAAGAGGAAGACGAAGAAAAUUAUGCACGCUUUAAAAAAACAACAGGUACAAUGAAAAGAAUAAAUGAAAAUACAGGAACAGCUUAUCGAAAUAUUGAAAUGAAUAAAAUAAAUUCAGUUUGGAUGAUUAAAGAUAAAAAUAAUAAAACAAUAAAUGUUAAAUGGGAAAACAAAAUUUUUGAAAAACUUUUUUUUGAAACUUUUGAAAAUUAUGUAAAAAAAUAUAUAAAUGAUUAUCACCCAAAUUGGAGAGAUUACCCAUAUAAUGGAUCAAAAAUUAUCACUACAAAACAUUCAUAUUUAAAUAAUAUUAAAUAA